This is a messenger RNA of Sphaeramia orbicularis (orbiculate cardinalfish), 2414 nucleotides long. It is a transcript of the gene tmem127, whose product is annotated as transmembrane protein 127. Gene Ontology annotation, biological process: negative regulation of cell population proliferation; negative regulation of TOR signaling. The transcript is spliced from 3 exons. The record is from RefSeq and is a predicted model, not a curated record. Gene Ontology annotation, cellular component: membrane. The coding region runs from base 539 to 1252 and encodes 237 amino acids. Lineage: Eukaryota; Metazoa; Chordata; Actinopteri; Kurtiformes; Apogonidae.
AAGUAACGAAGAAGAAGAAUGUGAACAAGGAAGUCAACAUUUUACAGGAAGCCAGCGUAAGCUGCCUUUUGUUUUGUUUUUUGUCUUUGUUUUUCUGUGCCAUAUUGACGGACAUUUACCAUCUGGUUGGUUAGUUAGAUAAGUUAAUUGUUUAUAGUUUCUUUCAAUUGUUUCUAGUUACAUUUUGUGCUGUGUGACAGUCGGGGACAUUUGGCGUUAGCUGAGAGCUAUCUUUACAUGCUAACAACAGAGCUAACACAGGCCUGAAGGCCAUCUGUUCAUUGUUUGCCCGUCACUCAGCUCCACAUCCUCUUUUUGAUUAAAUCACCAUUUUUUAUGUUAAACAUCUUUGGGUAACAUUAGAUAUAACAGUGAUCGAUCCGGCGGCUGUGCUGUCACCUAUACCAGUGCCAGGUAACGUCAGCUGUGCCGGCUAAAAGGGCUUAUUUGGCUAGUCCGUUGGUUGACCUUACUGACGGAACUGUAAACAGGGGUACAAACGGGACAUCGCAGCAGAACAUAAGGGUAGUGGGUGACUAUGUAUGCCCCGCCGGGUUCUAACGUCCCUGGAGUCCGGAGGAGGAGAGGCGGCACCUCUCUGCCUAAGCAGCCGGAGCGGAGCCUGGUGUCAGCGCUGCCCGGAGCCCUGUCCAUCACUGCGCUGUGUACGGCUUUAGCGGAACCAGCCUGGCUCCGGGUCCAUGGAGGCACCUGUCCGAAACAAGAACUGGGGGUGGCUGAUGUACUGCGCUACGUUGACCCCGAGCUUUUGGAUGAUUACUGUGUGAACACACAAACCAUUUUACUGCUGAGGGUGAUUGCUGCCUUCUGUUUCCUGGGCAUCCUGUGCAGUCUAACUGCUUUCCUUCUAGAUGUGUUUGGACCCAAACAUCCAGCUCUCAAAAUCACGCGCAGAUAUGCAUUUGCGCAUAUCCUCACAGUGUUGCAGUGUGCCACAGUCAUAGGUUUCUGCUACUGGGCCUCGGAGCUCAUCCUGUCACUACAACAGCAGCACAAAAAGUACCACGGCUCCCUCAUAUACGUCACAUUCGCCAUCAGCUUCUACCUGGUGGCGGGGGCCGGAGGCGCCUCGAUUCUCGCCACAGCUGCAAAUCUUCUGCGCCACUAUCCGACUGAGGAGGAGGAGCAGGCUUUGGAGCUGCUCUCAGAGAUGGAGGACAGCAGUGAAACUUUUCCUGCUGAUUAUGACAUUGCCAAUCAAUUUCAGCCGCCGCCUGCCUACACGCCCUAAUGCUGCCAGACUGGCCUUCUUAACACACGCUUCUCUCUUAGCACGGCUGUCGGCUUGAUGAGCAAACCCACUCUAUCAAAUGGAUAUCUUCGCAAAUACUCUCCAUAAUGAACACAGUGUGCUCAGUUAAUGCACAAACUCCUUGACUGUCAGUGCUUGGGUGCAUGAAAGCUUUCUUUAGUGGUGGCGGAAAUUAAGGAGAUGAUUCUUACUUUCACCACUGAAGUCGUUAGUGAUUUGCAUGUAAAUGGCUUUUAGGAUUUGGUCCUUACAUGUAAAGCAAAUUAAACUGCAAGGAGUGCUCAACAUAGCUCACGACGAUGAGAAAUGAUAAAAUGGUGGAAGAGAGCUGCGGCCUGAUUAAUGCCAAUUUGUGAAGUUUGGCUGUUGGCAGAGUUUCAGCUUGUAUUGGUUUCAGUUAGACUUGAAUGGAGCUUUGUUAAGCAGAAUUUUGAGUAUUUGAUAUGCUUGCCAUGUGUAUGAUUUUACUUUACUGAUAAAUCAAAAAUGCAGAACUACACUGACAAGUUUUAGACAUUUUUUUAUAUAUAAUAUCAAAAGAACCAUUAUUUAUUAAUUGGUCAUUUCUGUUUUGUCUUAUUUCCAUUCUUUUGCUUUGUAGAUUUUUGUCACUGGUUUAGUCUUAUUUAAUCACAUCUGUAUUUGUUGGAAAGAAAAACACAUUUGAGACAGGUUAUUGCGGUGUUUAAAAAAAAAAAAAGGAUCAUUGUAUGUGUUGUGUGUUGAAAGCUAAUAGCCACGGAAAAAUUGGGAAAUGUCUUAUGUUUCACAAUUAGAAUACCAUUUAGUAAAUGAAACCUCACCACAUAUAUUAGUCUCGUCAUGUUCUUGUAUUUGAUUUGAAAAAAGAAACCCUCUUUGUGCUUUGUGGUUAUCAUAUGUGACAGUUUCAGUAUGUUUUUUUUAUGCAUGAGUUGUUUUGUGUGCUGAUUUUAAGCCUGCAGACGCCUUAGUGGUCAGUCUUCUAAGAUGCAGAGGCUCAAAAUUGUGAUUGAUGUGGUGAUUCCAGUUGGUUGUGUAUUGUUCUGUUAAUGCCAUUUCUGCAUUUUGUUCCUUGGAUUGUUGCUAUACUUUCAUCAUCAGUAUGUAAAUAUUGAUUGUUUAUACAUAAAAGUGGUCAUAAUAAAAAAUUAAUGCCCUA